This is a messenger RNA of Chanos chanos (milkfish), 1758 nucleotides long. RefSeq names its product protein phosphatase 1, regulatory subunit 16A (gene ppp1r16a). Bases 33 to 1724 code for a protein of 563 amino acids. Gene Ontology annotation, cellular component: cytoplasm. Gene Ontology annotation, molecular function: enzyme inhibitor activity; protein binding; myosin phosphatase regulator activity. The record is from RefSeq and is a predicted model, not a curated record. Lineage: Eukaryota; Metazoa; Chordata; Actinopteri; Gonorynchiformes; Chanidae. The transcript has 10 exons.
AGGGGGGAGCUGGGAUAGCGGUGUCAGACGUCAUGGCUGAGCACGCUGAGCUGUUGGCAGAGAUGGCGACAGUGGGGCGUCUCUCGGCCGCAGAGAGACUUAAGCAUGCACAGAAACGAAGGGCACAGCAGCUGAAAGGAUGGGCGCAGAUGGAGAAGGAGAACGCCCGUGGAGCCAAGGCUGCCCAGAAAGGAGAGAAGGACAAGAAAAACAAGAAGGAGAAGAAUAGGAAAGUGACUUUUCCCAAUAACAUCACUCUGCUGGAGGCUGCUGCUAGGAAUGACCUGGGAGAAGUGAGGGAACUGUUGAAUAGUGGAAUCAGUCCAGACCUCUACAAUGAGGAUGGACUAACAGCCCUACACCAGUGCUGUAUAGAUGACUUUGUAGAGGUGGUGCGCUGUCUCCUGGAUGCAGGGGCGAGCGUGAACGCGUGUGACAGUGAGCUCUGGACACCGCUGCAUGCGGCGGCUACGUGUGGACACACUGGCCUGGUGCAACUACUAGUGAACGCUGGUGCGGACCUGUUGGCGGUGAAUGCUGACGGGAACAUGCCCUAUGACCUGUGUGAAGACGAGGCCACUCUGGAGUUAAUAGAGAUGGUCAUGUCUGAACAGGGUAUAACUCAGGAGCGGAUCGAUGAGUGUCGAGGAGCGAAGGAGAGGAAUAUGUUAGAGGACAUCAGGAAGCUGGUGGAGACUGGAGCAAAUCUGAACUCACGGGAUGACCACGGAGCUACUCUGCUGCACAUAGCGGCAGCUAACGGGUAUGUGUCCGUGGGGGAAUACUUGCUGGAGCGGAGGGUGUCGGUGGAGGAAAAGGAUAAUGAUGGCUGGACACCGCUCCAUGCUGCUGCCUGCUGGGGACAGCUCCAGAUGGUGGAGCUGUUGGUGGCUCAUGGGGCAAGUUUAAAUGCCAAGUCUCUCCUGGAUGAGACCCCUUUAGAUGUGUGUGCUGAUGAGGAAGUGAGAGCGAAGAUGCUGGAGCUCAAACACAAACAUGAUGCCAUCAUGAAGAGCCAGGACAAACACAAAGGCACAUUACAGAGAAGAGUCUCUAGUGCAGGCAGCAGAGGAAAGGUGGUCCGGCGUGUGAGUGUGAAUGAACGCAGCAGUCUGUACAGGAGGGAACAUCAUAAAGAGGCCAUGGUGUGGCAGGAGAGAGGCAGACAGAUAGAACCAGCAGACGACGAUGAGGACAGACAGACGGAUGCUGAACUCAACCAGCAUGCCGUUAUGGUGGCAGAGUCUAGUGGUAUAGCGUCACAACUAGAGGAUGAAGAGAGGUUGAGAGUGUCUUCUCUGGGAAACGGGGGCACUCCUCCUUCCCUGUCCUUCUCUGUUCCAGGGGAGAUGUGGAGCAGUGGGCGUAUGGACCGCAGCGCUUCGUACCAGCUCACCCCUGCUCUGAGCUCCGGGGAGGGCGACGGGAGCGACAGCAUGAGCCGGGAAAAAUCCCACCACACGCUGGCCGACCUCAAACGGCAGAGGGCGGCCGCGAAGCUGCACAAACACCCGGCGCUUCUGCCCUCGCCAACCCCGGAGGAGCCCGAACCCACGGAGCCGCCUCCACAGGACCCUCGGCCGUCGCCCAGCCCCCAGCAGGAGGUGGGCACGACCAGUACUGUGUACUUCACUCCAGCCAGCGGAGAUCCACCCCUCCUCAAACUCCGAGCCCCAGAGGAAGAGACUCCCAAUACAAAAGAACCCUGCUGUGGACUCAUGUAGGGAGAGGGGGGUGGGUUAUCUGCACAUAAACAAA